AUGCAAGCUCCGGUGCUGGUUAUGAACACGCAGAACGGGGAGAGACAGACGGGAAGGAAAGCGCAGCUGUCAAACAUUGCCGCGGCCAAGACCGUCGCCGACAUCAUCCGGUCGUGUCUCGGUCCCAAGGCCAUGCUCAAGAUGCUGCUCGAUCCCAUGGGCGGCAUCGUCCUCACCAACGACGGACACGCAAUCCUGCGAGAGAUUGAGGUCUCGCACCCCGCCGCGAAGAGCAUGAUCGAGCUCAGUCGCACCCAGGACGAGGAGGUCGGCGAUGGCACUACGACAGUCAUCAUCUUGGCCGGUGAAAUCCUCGCCCAGGCCCUCCCGCAGCUCGAGCGCAACAUCCACCCCGUCGUCAUCAUCUCCGCCUUCAAGCGCGCCCUCCAGGACGCUCUCGACAUCAUCGACGACGUCUCGCUCCCCAUCGACGUCGACGACGACAAGGCCAUGAGCCAGCUCAUCUCCUCCUCCAUCGGCACCAAGUUCGUCUCCCGCUGGAUGGACCAGAUGUGCAGCCUCGCCCUCAAGGCCGUGCGCACCGUCACCUGGGACUCGGGCAGCGGCAAGACCGAGGUCGACAUCAAGCGCUACGCCCGCAUCGAAAAGGUGCCCGGCGGCGAGAUCGAGGACAGCCAGGUGCUGGACGGCCUCAUGCUGAACAAGGACAUCACCCACCCCAAGAUGCGGCGGCGUAUCGAGAACCCGCGCAUCGUCCUCCUCGACUGCCCCCUCGAGUAUAAAAAGGGCGAGUCCCAGACCAACAUCGAAAUCACCAAGGAGGAGGACUGGAAUCGAAUCCUGCAGAUCGAGGAGGAGCAGAUCAAGAUGAUGUGUGACGCCAUCGCCGCCGUCAAGCCCGACCUCGUCAUCACGGAAAAGGGCGUCUCCGACCUGGCCCAGCACUUCUUCGUCAAGGCCAACAUCACAGCCCUGCGCCGCGUUCGCAAGACGGACAACAACAGGAUAGCGCGGGCGACGGGGGCGACCAUCGUCAACCGGGUCGAGGACCUCCAGCAGUCCGACGUCGGCACCCGGUGCGGCCUGUUCGAGAUCGAGAAGAUCGGCGACGAGUACUUCACCUUCCUCACCCGCUGCAAGGACCCCAAGGCCUGCACCGUGCUCCUCCGCGGGCCCUCCAAGGACGUGCUCAACGAGGUGGAGCGGAACCUGCAGGACGCCAUGGGCGUGGCCCGGAACGUCAUGUUCCACCCGCGCCUGUCGCCCGGCGGCGGCGCCACCGAGAUGGCCGUGUCCGUCAGGCUCGCGCAAAAGGCCAAGAGCAUCGAGGGCGUCCAGCAGUGGCCCUACAAGGCCGUCGCCGACGCCAUGGAGGUGAUCCCGCGCACGCUCGUCCAGAACGCCGGCAAGAGCCCGGUGCGGGUGCUGACGGACCUGCGAGCCAAGCAGGCCGACGGCAAGAGCACCUGGGGCGUCAACGGCGACGCCGGCACCAUCGUCGACAUGAAGGAGUACGGCGUGUGGGAGCCCGAGGCCAUCAAGCUCCAGAGCAUCAAGACGGCCAUCGAGGCUGCCUGCUUGCUGCUAAGAGUGGACGACAUCUGCAGUGCCAAGAAGGCGCAGCAGAUCGGAGGAGGCGCCGGGGGAGGCGAUGAUUAG
Molecule: messenger RNA, 1620 nt
Organism: Drechmeria coniospora
Lineage: Eukaryota; Fungi; Ascomycota; Sordariomycetes; Hypocreales; Ophiocordycipitaceae
Product: T-complex protein 1 subunit gamma
Exons: 6
Coding region: 1-1620 (539 amino acids)
Biological process (GO): protein folding
Cellular component (GO): chaperonin-containing T-complex
Molecular function (GO): ATP hydrolysis activity; ATP binding; ATP-dependent protein folding chaperone
Source: RefSeq, a predicted model, not a curated record